Cynoglossus semilaevis (tongue sole) is the source of this 2847-nucleotide messenger RNA. Its product is annotated as glycine receptor subunit beta-like. Gene Ontology annotation, molecular function: extracellular ligand-gated monoatomic ion channel activity; transmembrane signaling receptor activity. Bases 1 to 1281 code for a protein of 426 amino acids. The record is from RefSeq and is a predicted model, not a curated record. Lineage: Eukaryota; Metazoa; Chordata; Actinopteri; Pleuronectiformes; Cynoglossidae. Gene Ontology annotation, biological process: monoatomic ion transmembrane transport. The transcript is spliced from 9 exons. Gene Ontology annotation, cellular component: membrane.
AUGGUCUGUAUACCAGUGGAGUCCAGGGUGAACAUCUUCAUCAACAGCUUUGGGUCGAUUCAGGAGACCACCAUGGACUACAGAAUAAACAUAUUCCUUCGUCAGCGGUGGAACGACCCUCGCCUUCGACUUCCCACCGACUUUAAAAGUGACGCGCUGACUGUGGACCCGAAGAUGUUCCAGUGUUUGUGGAAACCGGACCUCUUCUUCGCCAAUGAGAAAAACGCCAACUUCCACGAUGUGACCCAGGACAACAUUCUCCUCUUCAUCUUCAGGAACGGAGAUGUUUUGAUCAGUAUGAGGCUGUCAGUGACUCUGUCCUGUCCCCUGGAUCUUACUCUCUUCCCAAUGGACACACAGUUAUGCAAGAUGCAACUGGAGAGCUUCGGCUACACCACCAGUGAUCUGGUCUUCAUGUGGCAGUCAGACCCAGUUCAGAUGGAUGAGAUUGCCCUACCUCAGUUCGACAUCAAACAGGAGGACAUCAAAUAUGGGAACUGCACGAAGUACUACAAAGGAACUGGAUACUACACCUGCGUGGAGGUCAUUUUCACUUUGCGUCGUCAGGUCGGUUUCUACUUGAUGGGAGUUUAUGCUCCGACCCUGUUGAUCGUGGUUUUGUCCUGGUUGUCUUUCUGGAUAAAUCCUGAUGCGUCAGCAGCCAGGGUGCCCCUGGGUAUUUUAUCAGUUCUCUCCUUAUCCAGUGAGAGUAUGUCCUUGGCGUCAGAGCUGCCGAAGGUUUCUUACGUGAAGGCCAUCGACAUCUGGCUCAUUGCCUGUCUGCUCUUUGGGUGUUUCUCUCUUGUGGAGUAUGCAGUCGUGCAGGUGAUGCUGAAUAGCCCUAAACGGAUUGAGGAGGAAAAAACUAAAAUGGCCGACAAAGAAAAAGCGCUGAGAGAGAGAGAAGGAAAGAAACCUGCAAAUAAAAACAACAACACAGUGAAUGGUACUGGUGGGACACCCAUACAUGUCAACACUCUGCAGCAGGUGGUUGAAACUCGCUGCAAAAAAGUUUGCACCUCUAAGUCGGACCUUCGAUCCAACGAUUUCAGCAUUGUGGGAUCUUUACCUCGAGACUUUGAACUUUCUAACUUUGACUGUUACGGCAAACCGGUGGAAGUGUUGGGGGCCCUCAAGUCCAAAAACAAAGCCAAUAAGAAACCGCCACCGCCUAAACCGGUCAUACCUGCUGCUGCCAAACGCGUCGACCUCUACGCAAGAGCGCUUUUCCCUUUCUCCUUCCUCUUCUUCAACGUCGUCUACUGGUCUGUCUACCUGUGAGGGCCUAGACCGACCAUACCGAUGCCUAAAAUACUCUUUGAAGUUCAUGUACAUAAUCCUACACUGCUGAAAUGAAGAUGGCUAAUGUAUUUUUUUUUUUUUUUUUCAUCAUGCUGCACUGAAACCUGUGGUCAAAUGGCGUUGAUUUAAGACCUAAAACACCCUAAAAGCCAUGCACUAGGUUGACACUGCAUGUGUGUCUCUGUUAAGAUAUUGUGCUUUAUAACCUUGCGCCAAUAUCUCUAUGCUGUAAAUAGUAAUACUGCAAGUGCUUUCAAUAUUGUCAGUAAGGCUCAAUUAAAUUCUAUUCCAGGAGAUAAUCUACUUCUGGUCUAAGUUCUGGCCCUUGGUCAAUUCCUAUAAACCAUCAAUAAUUUAAUGAAGGAAAAGUCAAGAGAAAUGUAUUCCGGUGCCACUGAUUGGACAACCUAUUUAAUUUGUGGUCAAAAGUCUUUGAAACUGUCUGUAAUGCCUCAAGAGUGUUGAAUAAAAUGUGCAGGUCCGAAUUAAAAUCAAUAGGUUAUUUGCCGAUGAAGUCAUUUUGUCACAAAGGAAGGCUGAAGGGCUGAAGGCAGGAACCGAAAAUGUAUUUCUAAAUUUACAGAUUUUCACACACCCCCCAAAAAACACAGACUUGUCAAAGACAAAACCAUACACAUGUAUGGACCGGAGGGCUAAUCACCAGCUAAAUACAAGCCAAAGUAGGGAACGAGGUAACGAGGUGCAGGUGCAGAGAUGACGAUGCAGGCAAAGAGCAGGGGAGGAAGCGAAGAGGAGAAAGUGGAAAGGAAAAGAAACAAAGGAGAAAACAUGCCAAGGUCAGACUAAAUUUCUCUUAAAAUACUGUAUAAUAAAAUAUAUUUUAUUAAAAAUUAAUACAGCUAAGGUUUAAAAUAUAUUGUGAGUGAAUUGUCUAAAAUCAACAAAAGAUAAAAGACAAAGCAGGAAUAUGGUCAGUCAAAGAAAACAAGAAACUGAUACUGAUAGUAAAUUACUAAAAACUACAAGUAAACAAUUUAUAAUGAGACGUUUUCUGCUUGUACGUAGAAAAAGAAAAGCAAAAAAAUUCCAAAAAACUUCAACCACACUUCCUGAACUUAGCCUGCACUUCCUGCAGGCUAAAACAUCCACCACCACUUGCUUGGUGGUAAAGCAGGAUUGUAACAUUAUUUAUUAUUAUUUAUAAAAGAUUAUUAUUAUUUAAGAUGUUCCUCGCUAAUUUUCAAAUUAUCAGAAAAUAAUCUUAAGGUAAUGGGAGCCUUUUUUUAAAGACAGUAUUCACAGAACAUUAGCCAUGGCGCUAACAGCGAUUAGCGCGUUGCUAAAGCUAAGCUAAAUGAAGCAAAAAUCGUUUGAAGCCUACUGUGGCCAUUCUCUAAGCUGGAGAUAAAAUGUAGCUGCAAGAUAAAUAAGUAAAUAUAACAGAGACAUAAAAAAGAGUAAGAACAGGCAACUCGUAUAUUUUAUUCAAACAAACAACAACCUAGCACAUUCCUAAAAGAGCGUUCCAGAAGUAUGUUGUGAUGUAAUAGUUUACUAAAAUUGAAAAUGGGGUUGAGCCUUAAG